Molecule: messenger RNA, 1110 nt
Organism: Rotaria sordida
Lineage: Eukaryota; Metazoa; Rotifera; Eurotatoria; Philodinida; Philodinidae
Source: the annotation of a GenBank genome assembly
AUGCAAACAUUCAUAUUUAUAUUUAAUAUUAUAUUAUUAAUAUUCAUUCUAAGAGUUGAAUCAACAUAUCAUGUUUAUACAUAUGAUAAUGGUGUUGGUGAUGACGAACAUUGUUGUUUUGUACGAUUAGGUUCAAAUUUUUGUUUGGCAAAACCUCUUACACGUAGUUUAUUACAAGCCAAUCAAGAAUGUCAACGUUUGGGUAUUAAUGGAAAAAAUAAAAAUGAUUUAAAUAAAAUAGUUCGUCGUUUAAAUGUUGAAAAAUCAGACAAAGUUGGUAAUAAAAUAAUUAUUCAAUUAAAAACACCAUUAGAUAAAAAUAUACUUAAAAAUGAUCUUUUAUGUUUAUCAUCAACAAAUAAUAAUAAUAUUAAUUUAGAAAAAUGUUUUAUUGAAGUAGCUGAUGAUCAACAACAAAAAAAGAAAAGAAAAGAUCGUCUUGGUAAACAAGGUGGCAAUAAAACAGUUGAUGCAAUAGUUCUUGAAGUAAAACCUGAAAAAGAAAAUGGUAUUCAACUUAUUCAAGUUUCUGAACCAAUACAAACUCAUGAAAAACUUGGUCUUACUUUUCAACAAGUUUAUGAACUUAAUCUAACUGAUUUUCGACCAACAACAAAUCAACAACGUCUAUGUUGGUCAUGGUUUCGUCAACAUACAAAAAAAUUAUGUAAUCAUCCAAAAUAUUUUCAGAAGACAUGUAUUUCUUUAAAUACAAAACGAGAAAAAUGUCUUCAUAGAUUAUUUUAUAAAAAAAUUAAUGAUAAUGAAAAUGAAUCAUAUACAAAAAAUGUUAUUACAAUUGGUUCAAAAUUAUAUUGUGAAGAUAUUAAUAAACAAGCUAAAUUUCUUGGUUAUCAUCGUCAAAGUGAAAUAUGUUUUCAAACACAUACACAAAUAUCUAUUCGACAUAAAUUUACAGAUUUUGUUAGUUUAUCUGAUAAAAAUAAAAAUAAACAUGUACUUCAAUUUAUAGCAAAUGAUACAAAAUUAUCAAAUGACUUUGAACAGGAUUGUCGUGAUAAAACAACAUUAAAUGAAAUAAGAAAAUCAUUAGAAAAACAACCUGAAAAACCAAUUAAAUCUGAUGAUAAACCAGCAGAACAAGCAUAA